Molecule: messenger RNA, 2721 nt
Organism: Venturia canescens
Lineage: Eukaryota; Metazoa; Arthropoda; Insecta; Hymenoptera; Ichneumonidae
Product: zinc finger CCHC domain-containing protein 8 homolog
Exons: 7
Coding region: 354-2222 (622 amino acids)
Cellular component (GO): catalytic step 2 spliceosome
Molecular function (GO): RNA binding
Source: RefSeq, a predicted model, not a curated record
UACCGAGUCCCUGUCGGAUCUCUUGGGGUAAGAAAUUUUGUGAAAUUACGAUCAAUUGGCUGAGACGCUACCACUUGUACCAUCGAGCAAUUGGAAACCGGAAAUCCGUCAAGUGGUGACGCCUCGCGGGGCAAAUCAGCAACUUUCGCGCGCUGUUUUCGGCCAUCUUGUUCUCCCAAUGAAUCUGUGUCAAUAACAAAGAACUCAAACUCAAACACAAAACACCGAAUUUACCGUGAAUAGACAUAUGUUUAUCAGAAAAAAAAUAAAGUGCAACAAGCGAGUGACGGUCAAAUCUUGAGUCGUGUGAGUUUUGGGAAGGGCGUAUUAUUUUUUAUUUCAAAAACUUCUCCAUGAGUUCCUCGGGGAACGACGGAGUUGCUGACGACUCCGUCAUUUGUUUGGAUUCGAGUAUCGACGAGAACGCGAUCGAAAUUGUGAACGAUUGUGAUCAGUCAGUUUUGGAAAAUGUUGCUUUUGACAAAACAUUACCACCGGGUGUCGCACCUGAUGGUUUCAUCAUCGUCGACGAGACACAAGAAUCAGACAAGGUUAACGAACUUGAGCUCACCCGUCACGAUGACAAAAAGAAGGAAGAGGCUGAGAAACCCAUGUUCAAAAUCGUUUUUGGUGACGAAAGUAUAUCGAGACUCUACAAGAAACGUGUCAAAGACUUUUUUCACAGACUUGUAUCCGGAGACAUACAAAUCGAUGAAUCCUAUCUGGAUAAAUCUCAUUUGGUACUUGAGGUUCGCAGCAAAAAAACAAGCCGCAAACGCAGUCACGAUCAUUUAGAAGUCAAUGAAGUUGAAAAAUCCAAUAAUCAUGGAGAAGAAAGUUUUGAUAUGCUGUUCAGAAUUGAGAACAGACCGACGAUACAGGACAGGCUUGAUGUGCCUACCUAUGGAAAGAAAUUCGACCAAAUAAUGAAGUUGACGAGCGAAGCUGACAAGGCAGGUGAGGAAGAAAGCAAGUCUGCGUGUCGACCAAAGAUGAACUGUUUCAACUGCAUGGGAAAUCAUUCGAUCCGAGAUUGUCCCGUGCCACGUAAUUACAAUGAGAUUCAAAAGAACAGGAAUGAAUUUACUUCUCGAACGGUACAGAAAGUCGGUCGUUAUCACGUGGAAAAUGACGAUCAAAGACAUGAACGAUUUGUCCCGGGUCAAAUAAGCCGAGAAUUGAAGAGGGCCCUUGGAAUUGGGGAUAAUCAACUUCCACAUUAUAUAUACAGAAUGAGAAAACUUGGCUACCCUCCAGGGUGGUUGAAGGAAGCGAGACUUCAGCACUCUGGUAUGAAUCUUUACAAUUCGGAUGGUGUUCUCGAGAUGGAAGAUACGGACGAGGCUGGUGAGAUAUUUGAAAACGGUGAUAAAGACCAAUACGACUUGGAAAAGAUCAAGGACUUUCCGGGUUUCAACGUUCGACCUCCAUCCGGUACGAGAGAGGAUGAUAAAAAGUACUGGAAGUCGAAUCGAUACACGUCUAACAGCAAGGAAUCGCUGCUCGCUAUGAUUAGCGAGAAAAAAGUCGAGGGGUACAAGAGGAAAAAGCUUAAACGUACGAUAGAACCGAGUACUGAUAACAUUGAGCAAACUCCUACUGAAAUGGAUGUAGAAAAAGAUGUUGAUGACAACGUCGUCGAAAACGUUUCGGUAAAUGGCUUUUUCAUUCCUCCUUUGCCGAAAAGUCCUGCAAAACCACCGUUGCCACUCGAUUCAGAAGAUGGCGCAAUAGAUUCGCCGAAAGGAGAACUUCCAAUCAACGAAGCUGUGGCAUCUCCUGGUACCGUCGAUUCUCCAUCUUUGGCUGACCUCGAGCGACGCAAAAAACAGUUGUUAGCAGAGCUCGACGACUCGAGCCAACCGUCACCUCCGAGCACGCCAGUUACGAGUAGAUCGUGUAGCUCAACAUCCCAUAGUUCAUGCGUCGACCAGCAGGAACCCCAAAAAGCUUCGAUCACAAAUGACCCGCCGCAAACCGUAGAAGCAAUGUGUAGUUUGACAACGCCGUCUCGAGGAUCGGUUAAGUCGGUAGAUUUGGGUACUCCCUUACUCGAGAGUACAUCGCCGUACAGCAAGCUUCCAUCGGUUGAAAAUUUCGCCAAAGAUGUUUGCGAUAUCAUUAAUUUCGAAAAUUUACCGGAUUCGACCGGUAAGUACGAAAAGAUGUCGGGUAUAUUGCAGAAAGUUCGUAAUACCCUCGCUAUGAAUCAGCAAGAAUAACAAACCGGUAAAGCAUUUGAAAACAUCGAUGAUUGGCGAUUUUUUGUCUCUAUCUGAGUGCUCAUUUUUUUUGAGCGAACAAAAUAUGACGCGAGGAGAAUCAGAUCUCCUUACAUGAGUACAUAUUCGAAUGAGAGCUAGAAUCUUUACAGAUCUUAGUAUUAGUAAUAAAAAUAAUGGCGAAAAUUCUGACAGCCAUCGUAUUUCAUUAAUUAUAUAUUAUCAAAUAACACUUAACUUUUUGAUGACUCAAUUAAUUUCGGAAGAUGUAUAUUUAUAGUUAUAUUUCGAUGGAAAAAUUGGUACAAAUUUGGUGUUCAAUGAAUAUUCCACAAAUUUGUAAAUUCUACUGCACAAAGUUGAAACCCCUUCGAGGUAACCGAGAUGCGUGUGUGAGUGUAGGUACACUCUUUUUCAUACCUACAUACAUUCAUGUGUAAAUAUACAUUUAUCUAAAUAUAAGAAUAUUUUUUAAAUAAAUAAAAAAAGUGAGUGAAAA